Molecule: messenger RNA, 243 nt
Organism: Rotaria sp. Silwood2
Lineage: Eukaryota; Metazoa; Rotifera; Eurotatoria; Philodinida; Philodinidae
Source: the annotation of a GenBank genome assembly
AUGGCUCAAUCAAGCAAGACUGCGUCUUCCGAAAAGAUGAAUGAAGACAAUAGGAAAGGUCCAUUUGUCAUUGAGCCAAAGUACGAUUGUCCUCAUUUGGGUGAUCGUGCCUAUGUAUUGGUUCAGUCGACUGAACUCGCUGAUGGUCAACAACCACCAUGUGCUGAUUGUGGUAAAACGGAAGAGAACUGGGCAUGUCUACAUGAUAAUUGUCAAUAUGUGAGACAUUUGUCGACAACUUAA